This is a messenger RNA of Scleropages formosus (Asian bonytongue), 4819 nucleotides long. RefSeq names its product X-linked retinitis pigmentosa GTPase regulator-like. The transcript is spliced from 16 exons. The record is from RefSeq and is a predicted model, not a curated record. Lineage: Eukaryota; Metazoa; Chordata; Actinopteri; Osteoglossiformes; Osteoglossidae. The coding region runs from base 74 to 4819 and encodes 1581 amino acids.
UCACGAACACGGCUUCGCCGCAGGUCGUCCGGGCGACUGACAGCUCUUCUCGUCCAAAGGGCAGCCUACAAACAUGGCAGGGGAAACGGAGGAUGAAAUACCCGAGUCGGGCGCCGUCUUCACGUUCGGGAAAAGCAAGUUUGCGGACAACGUGCCCAGCAAGUUCUGGCUGAAGAACGACACGCCUGUGCGGGUCUGCUGCGGCGACGAACACACGGCGCUGGUGACAGAAAAUGGCAAGCUCUAUAUGUUUGGCAGUAAUAACUGGGGUCAGCUGGGCCUGGGAACAAAGAGCACAGUGAACAAACCGACGUGUGUGAAAGCUUUGAAAUCAGAGAAAGUAAAGCUUGCAGCUUGUGGACGCAAUCACACAAUAGUGUGCACAUCACGGGGCAACGUAUACACUGCCGGUGGGAACAGCGAGGGCCAGCUGGGCCUUGGCCACUACGAAGAGCGCACAACCUUCUGCCAGCUGGACUUCUUCACCGGCCAUGUCUCAAUCAAAAUGCUUGCGGCCGGAUCCAAUACCUCUGCGGCUCUCACCGAGGAUGGGCGGCUGUUCAUGUGGGGUGACAACUCCGAGGGUCAAAUUGGCCUGGGCAAGGAGAGCAACGCCUUGGAGCCCAAGGAGGUGACUGUUGGGAGGCCGAUAUCCUGGGUCUCCUGUGGAUACUACCACUCGGCCUUUACUACUGUUGAUGGGGACCUCUUCACAUUUGGGGAAUGUGACAGUGGGAAGCUGGGGCUGCCUGCUGAGCUGCUGGAAAAACGCAGAAUCCCACAGAUGGUGCUGGGCAUCCCAGAUCCGGUCAUCCAGGUGGCUUGUGGAGGGGGACACACUGUGGCAAUUACAGAGGAUGAGCUGUACACUUUUGGACUUGGCCAGUUCGGGCAGCUGGGCCAUGGGACUUUCAUCUUUGAGUCCUGUCUCCCCAAGGCCGUGGAACACUUCCGCAAGCGAAGGAUCAGUUUCGUGGCGUGUGGGGAGAACCACACGGCUGUGAUCACGGACAAUGGCCUUCUCUAUACCUUCGGUGAUGGCCGACAUGGGAAACUGGGGCUGGGGGAGGAGAAUUUCACCAACCAGUUCAAGCCAACGCUGUGUGCACGGUUCCUGAAGUACUACGUGCAGUCGGUGACAUGUGGUGGGUGUCACAUGCUGGUGCUGGCCACACCCCGGUCAAAGCAGGCUGAGGAAGUGUCUUUGGAAGAGGACGAUGUCACUGAGAACUUCCUAGAAGAGUCCUACACCCAAGUACUAGCAGACACUUCUGCUCCAAGCACCCUCCGGAGGAGUCUGUCUGCACGGGUCCGACGCAGGGAGAGGGAGCGCUCACCAGAGCAGUUUGGACUGACGCUUCACACUUUGCCCCCCCUGAAGUCGGGUUUCCUCAACGCUACCCUGCCUGUGCCCAGCCGCACGAUGCCAGCCCUGCACCUUCUGAAGGAUGCACCCGACGGGCUGGAGCAGAACUCCCUGCACCCACAGACAGGGUCCACCUUCCUUAGGCCAGAAAACACAGCGCAGGAGGAGGAGGCAGCGGGCGAGCAGACCUAUGCCCCCGACACUGUGGACGACGCUGAAAGUGUGAAAGGCCUUGGGGACACCACAGACCUGCUGAACCUGACUCAUGUUAUGAAGGUGGAUCCCAGUGACAACACCUUGACCCUAUCUCCAGUCCAGAAGGACAAGGUAAGCCUCAUGUUCUCUCAUGUUCAAAUGAUAUCUGUCUCAAAAACUUACCCAGAAUAUGCCAGGACAAAAAGCAUCAGGGAGCUGAAUCUGAAAGAAGUGGAGCAGGUGGGUGCUGUCACUGAGGUGGCACCUUCAAUCCCCAAAAGCCUGAACAGACCUGAAGCUGAAAAGUUUACCAGUGAGCGAGGGGUUGCAGACUACGCAAAAAGUGAGGGAGAAAAUGAGGGAGGAGAGGAUGAAAGGGAGGAUGAUGUUGAAGAUGUGAGAGAAGGGAAGGCAAAGAGUGAGGAUGGUGAGAUAGAGGAAAUAGGUGAGGAAGAUACUCAGGUGAUUGAUGGUGAGGAAGAAAAUGAGGGAGAAAGUCAAGAUGACAUGGAAGGACUAGGAGAAUUAUCAGAUGAAGGUGAAAUAGAAAGUGAGGAAGAUGACAGAUUUAACAUGAAUGGGGAAAUUGAGGCAGGGGAUAGCAAAGAAGGUGAGGAAGAUUUAAGUAAUGUAGAAAGGGAAGGAGAAAGUGAGGAUGACAUAGGACAAGAAGAGGAAGGAGGUGAUGAAGCAGGGAAUGAGGAAGCGGCAGUCAGUGAGGUACAAAGUGAGGAUGAAAUAGAAGUGGAAGAAGGUGAAGAAAGGGAAGAGGAGGGAGAAGAUGAGGAUGACGAGGAAGAAGUUGUUGAAGAAAGGGAAGAAUUUGAAGAAGAUGAGAAAGUUAGUAAGACAGAAAAGGAGGGAGAAAGUGAAGAUGAAGUGAGGAGAGAAAAGGAGAUUGAAGAAAGUAAGGACGAAGAUUAUGAAGGGAGUGAGAAAGAGGAAGUAGUUCAGGUACAAACAGAGAAUGAAGUGGAGGAAGAAGAGAAUGAAGUGGAAGAAGAAGAGGAAGAAGGUGAGGAAAGAGAAGAGGACGAAAGAGAAGGUGAUGAAAGGGAUGAGGAAGAGGAAGGUGAGGUACAAACAGAGAAUGAAGUGGAAGAAGAAGAAGAAGAAGGUGAGGAAAGAGAAGAGGAAGAAAGAGAAGGUGAUGAAAGGGAUGAGGAAGAGGAAGGUGAGGUACAAACAGAGAAUGAAGUGGAAGAAGAAGAGGAAGAAGGUGAGGAAAGAGAAGAGGACGAAAGAGAAGGUGAUGAAAGGGAUGAGGAAGAGGAAGGUGAGGUACAAACAGAGAAUGAAGUGGAAGAAGAAGAGGAAGAAGGUGAGGAAAGAGAAGAGGACGAAAGAGAAGGUGAUGAAAGGGAUGAGGAAGAGGAAGGUGAGGUACAAACAGAGAAUGAAGUGGAAGAAGAAGAGGAAGAAGGUGAGGAAAGAGAAGAUGAUGAAAGGGACGAGGAAGAGGAAGGUGAGGUACAAACAGAGAAUGAAGUGGAAGAAGAAGAGGAAGAAGAUGAGGAAAGAGAAGAGGAGGAAGAAGGUGAGGGAAGGUAUGAGAAAGAGCAAGUAGGUGAGAUACAAGCUGAGGAUGAACUGGAGGGAGAUGAAGAGGUAGAUGAAAUGCAAACUGAGAAUGAAGUGGAGGGAGAAGAAGAGGAAGAAGAUGAGGAAAUUGGAGAAGGGGUAGUAGAGGCUGAUGAAGGGGAAGAGGAAAUUGGUGAGAUAGAAACUGAGGAUGAAGUAGAGGAAGAAGAAGAGGAGGAAGGUGAAGAAAUGGAAGAGGAGAAAGCAGAGAGUGAUGAAGAGGUAGAAACUGAGCAUGAAGUGGAGGAAGAAGGUGAGAAAAUAGAAGAGAAGGAAGUAGAGAGUGAUGAAGGGAAAGAGGAAGAUGAUGAGGUCGAAACUGAGCAUGAUGGGGAGGGAGAAGAAGAGGAAGAAGUUGAAGAAAUGGAAGAAGGGGUAGUAGAGGAUGAUGAAGGGGACAUUGGUGAGGCAGAAACUGAGGAUGAAGUGGAAGAAGAAGAGGAAGGUGAUGAAAUGGAAGAGGAGGAAGUAGAGAGUGAUGAAGGGGAAGAGGAGUUUGAUGAGGUACAAACUGUAGAAGAGGAAGAAGGAGAGAAAGGGGAGAAUGAAGAAGAAGAGGAGGAGGAAGAAGAAUCUGACGCAGAAGGAGUAAAUGAAGGUGAGGUAGGAAGACAGGAAGAGGCUGAUGGAGGAAGUGAGGAUGACAUCGGGGAGGCAGAAGAAAGUGAUGAGGCAGUGAGUGAGGGUGUGGAUGAAGAGGAGGGAGAAGAAGAAAACAAUGUAACAGAGGAGAGAAAAGAAAAUGAUAGUGAGAUACAAGGAGAAGAAGAAGGUGAUGACGUGAAUAAAAGGGAGGGUGAAGAAGAAGGUCAAAUAAAAGGAGAAGGUGAUGAAAAAAGAAAAGCACAGAAGCAGCAUGAGACAAGGGAGGGAUGUAAGGUAGUUGAGGGAGAGGCUGAAAGUGAAGGCAAGAAGAGUGAGGGUGGAGGUGAAGAAUGUGAGUAUGACACAAGAGAAUUAAGAAUAUUAAGUGGUAAAGAGGGAAUUGGCAGUGAUAAACAAGAUGAUGAAGAGGAUGGAGGAAAGGACAAAAGGGUAGCAGAGGCUGAUAAGGAAAAGGUACAAGAUAAAGCAGAAAUGGAACUAAAAGGAAAAGGUGCAGAAGAUGAGAACAGUGCUUGGGGAGAUGAGAAUGAAUGGAAUAUGUCAGAUAAAGAGGAAAUAGGGGAACUAGAAAUGGAUGAGGAAGAAGAUGAUGAAGAGGAUAAGGAGGAGGAGGAAGGUAAAGAAGAAGCAGAGGAGGAAGAAACAGAGGAACCAGAAGAAAAGGAAGAAGGUGAAGAGGAACUGAAGCGGGAAGGUAUUAAAAAAAAGGAACAUAUGAAAGAAAGCAGUCAAAAAACAAGAGAGGACAUGGAGGAGGAGGAAGAAGAAGGAUAUGAGGAAGAAGAGGAGGAGGAAGAUGAGGAAGGGGAAGAAGGGGAGGAGGAAGAUGAAGAGGAAAAUGAAGAGGACUCAGAGGAAGAAGAACUGAAAACCGUAGAAAAGAUUCGGAAAGAUAGACAAAUCCAAAAAUCUGAAAUGGUGUCUUCAAGCAAGAAGAGUGAGGCCAAGGGCUCUACUUCUUCAAGUAAGAUCAAGCAGAGGGCUGCAAGUGGUGGGAAAGAACAGGUGGCCAAUGGGACAGGGGAACAAUUCUGGAACAAUGUUCUGCCUCAGUACCUCAACCUCAAGUGA